AUGGAGAAUUCCCUCCUUCAGCUGAGCAGCAUUAGUGACUACUGGAUGAGCCUCAGCUCCAUUGUCAUGGCCAAGGACAUGAUCGUUGGUGUUACAUGUGGAGCGGGCCUCUUCUUCCUACUGAUUCCCUUCCUGAAGAAGUACCCAGCGUCACCACCACCUGGAAACAGAAUGAACCCCCCAAAGGUGAGGAAAGCCUUGAUUGAAACACAAUGGAGUGUGUUCAGUCUGUUUCUCACUACUGUUACUUCCCCCUUUCAUAGUCAAGCAGAGACAGCUGAGAGGAACUCUCCAGAAACAGCAGCCCCUCAUCUGCAGGGGCUAGAAACACAGAGGGCAGGCAGCUUGGCCACCAGAGAGGAAGAAUGGGCCCAGGUCAUUUCUGUCCUUUCUCACUGUCAGGUGGUGAGGAGAGGGCGGAGUAGGACCAGGAAGAAAAUUGUUUCUGCAAAAGGUAGGCUUCUGUUUCCCUCUGGAGAGGCAAUUCCUUCUGCCCUGUCUUCAGUGAUGAGAGCCAUGAUGAGAGCCACGCUUCUGAGAUACGGGAUGCAGAGCACUGAGAAGAGGAGGCUGCUGGGAAGGAAAUCAGAAUCAGGGAAACUCCCCAGGUUCUGUGAAAGAAGGAAGCUUGGCCUGGAGUGGGUGCUGCUCAUGGGCCAGGGGGGGGACUCUCUGGUCCGCCUGAGAGCAGGUAGCUGCAAUUCCCUCCUCUUCCAGAUGACUGAUCCUGUGUCCUCACAGUGUCGUGGCAGAGAUGGCAGAAAGAAGGUGGAAGAGACCCAGAAUGCAUCACGACCUGUGGAAACCCCCAUCAAGCAACCUUUAUUGGACUCCACAUCACUCCCAAUUUGGAACUCUAAUGAGAAACUGGAUCAGCUUCCCCUCUCUCGGCUGCUGUCUUACCUGAAGGUCGUGGAGGAUCUUAUACAGAGAAAAUGUAGUCAGGUUUUCUGGGGCAUGUCCUCCAUGCUCUCUGAGUCAGUGGUGGCUUCUGCCUGGGUCUCCAAUAGAUCUUCCUCUGCAGGACCUAAAACCGUGAGGUUCAGCGAUACAUGUGGCCCUUUCCCAGUUCUGCCCAUGACUCAAGGACCUCCACAGAUUUCUCAGGCCCAGCUCUUGCCCCACCAACCCGUGAUACCAAGCUUGACAGGUGUGAAAGAAGCCCAGACACUGGGCAGCCUCCCAAGCUCUACACCAAAUCGAGCACUUUCUUCAUCUAGAAGUAGGGUCUGUGUAAAAGAUUGUUCUACCAGUGAGACAAAGAUACAGGUAUCCCUACCAACUGAAAACCAGGACCUGGAGCGGAAAGACACUUUAGACUCUAGUACCCCAAAAGAGCAAGCAGGCAUUAGCCGGCCCACUCACAACUCCCCAGGGGGUACCCUGCCCCCUGAACCUGUCAGGUCGGCCUCCAUCUUUCCUGAGCAUUGUCAGUUCCUCCAGCACCGUGAGGGGACACAGAGUGAAGACAAGGUGACUAAGGAGAGAGAAAUACGAGGCUCCCCCUUCACGGUCCUCUCAUCCCCGGAACUGACACAGCUGUGGGGACAUUUCCCAGCCAACAGUCCUUGCCAGCCCAAGAACAAGCCUGAACUCCCUCAGCCUGCCCAGCCCUCCAUCCUCGACUCCAAAAGCUGCAAGCUGAGCCAGAUGAUGGGGUCUGUGCCUUCGGCGAUGCCCUUAAAGAAGCCAGCAAUAUGUGACAUACACGACCCCAUCAAGGAGGACCUUGGUUUAAGGGCCAAUGACUUGCCUUGCACUUCAAGCAGCAGCCCUGGGAAAAACCUGGAACCCAGAAAGCCUGCACUGAGGACAGAUCAGCAGUCCUAUGUGAACACCGCCCAGGACCUUCCCUUCCUCGACCCAAAGACUCAAAUGAAGCUGGAAUUAAACAUCAUGCAGCUUCCUGUGAAACGUAGAAGGAGACCCACCUCUGUUUCUAAGGCUGAAUACUAUUCCAAGGCUGCCAUGAUCUUAGAAAAAUUGCAUCACCGAGAUCCAGGAGGGACAAGGGUAGAAACUGUGUCAACUGCCAGGCUGCGGAGUCCUCUGCUUGCACACUCACCUUCACAGAUUCAGGUGAUACAAAGAGCCACUCCACCAGCUGCCAGCCAUGGGCCGUCCAAGGCCCAUCCAGAUACACGGAAGAGCUACCUGAGCACUAAGACCCGGGCUUUCUGCUUCCAGGCAAGAACCCAGCAGAGCAGGACUGUCCGGGGGAUUGGAAGAAGCAACCCGCAACCAAGGACCAGCCCAAGAAUUUACAAACAUGCAGCAUGGAUGAAGUCUGAGAAUAUGGCCUCAGGACAUCCCUGCUGGAGUGGGACAAAGCUGGGCCCUCAAGAAAGGAUCCCACCUUCAGUGGUCAAACAAAUCAAUAGGUCGAAGGAGAAAGAAGGGACCCCUCCUGCAUGGAAAGUGAGUCUGGGAUCCACGGAGAUUCCCAGUGGCCAAGUCACCAAUAUCCAUCCCAGGGACUUUGAGUCUACAGAGGCCAAUAGAAGUCCAGGCCAUUUCCAAACACCCACUCCAAGGCACCCAGGAGACUCAGCUCUAAAAACACAAGUAUGUAGUGAGAUUGACUUCAGAUCAAGGAAGCAACCGCAGUCCUGGUCUGUGGGCCAUCGUCCAGACAGCUCCAGUUCAGUGAGCUUGCCUUCAGAGCACUUGCUUCCCAGCUUCCAGAAUAGAACCAAAAAACCCAAGACUUCCAAGAGCCUGCGUGAUGUCUUCGUGAGGAGGGAUCGCAGCCAGAAGACCCAGGACUUCAGAGUUCCCAAGGAUAAAAUUCAAGCAAAGAAUCACAAGAUGUUUUAUCCCGAUGAAGAGAGGAAGGAAUUUAUGAGAUCCAGAGCCAAAAGCCAGGAAGAACAGCCAGGGAGAGGGAGCUCCUCUACUCUGAGCUCCACCUGGUUCAAGAAUACAGCCACGAUGAAGACUGAGCCCUCUCUUGAUAUGCCAGGAAUAGAACAGACCCCUCAAGAAAGCUAUCUGCUAAAGAUCAUAAGGAAUAUUAUACAAUACAUAAAUCUCAGCACAAAAGACAAGGGGCAGGAGGAUUCUCUGAAGAAAGCAAGCUCCCCGCCAUCUACUCUGACGACCCAGGAAAAGCUCAUCUACAGCAUGGCAACUGAAGUGCAUUCUCUCAUGAAUAUUCUGGUACAGCUCCUGGUGAACUGGCUGGGCCUUAAGGCAGGGCACCCAUCAGAGGCACAAUGGUGUAAAGCAGAACCAUUGAUAGCCCAGCUGAGAGACUCUUUUUUGCAUAUUCCUGAGGGCAUCUAUGAACCAAAGAACAGCAGACCAGAGAAAAUAAGCUCUGGUCCCCACACCAGCCCCAUGGUUCAGAGCCACACAUUCAUGAACAAGGUGAUGGGGGACAAACCUCAGUCGGGUAUUGCUACCCAGGAAACCUGUCUUCAACAUCAGAACAGUGUGAAGAGAGGAAUGGGCUGUGAACAACUCCCCUCUCCCAAGGGAAACAACCAUCCAUGUAGGCAUGGGGGAACUGGAGACAAGCAGCAGUUAGGUGUUGGUGCCCCGAGAACCUAUGACUCAGAUCAAAUUAGAAUGAAGAGUGGAAUGAACUGCUGCCCACAUACCAGCCCCAAGGGACACAACCAUGUAUUUAUGCACAGAGAUGUUGGAGACAAUCAGCCAUCAGGUGCUGUCCAUAGAGCCUUUGACCCACAUCAAAGUACAAAGAAAGGAACAGGCUGUGGCCCCCUCACCAGUUCCAAAGAAAACAACCCUCCAGUCACACACAGGGGAACUGGAGACAAGGAGCAGUCACCCCAAACAGACCUUACCAGCAUAGGUCUGGGAGCAGGUGUCUCAGGCCACCUUGGUCUUUGUGCAUCAUGA
This is a messenger RNA of Arvicola amphibius (Eurasian water vole), 3864 nucleotides long. RefSeq names its product SPATA31 subfamily E member 1 (gene Spata31e1). The transcript is spliced from 6 exons. The record is from RefSeq and is a predicted model, not a curated record. Bases 1 to 3864 code for a protein of 1287 amino acids. NCBI's taxonomy places the organism in Eukaryota, Metazoa, Chordata, Mammalia, Rodentia, Cricetidae.